GUUCGACAAUAGCAUGACUUUAUGAAUACCAGACAAACUCUUGCUCGAUGGCAUCCAUCAAAAAGAUCCUGCUGCUUUUUUGUUUUUUAUAUAAUUGCAGUUUUGUUCUAAUCCAGCUUACUGUAUCGUAGCUGCAUAAAUAGAUUACGGGAGCAAAAGGGUUGUUCAAGAUUUGAAGUAAUGGAAAUGAAUUAUGGUUUUUAUCUUUGGUUCAUUGUCAUUCUACUACCUGCCUUGGCUCUCCAUUAUUAUCGGCGGAAGUCCGGGGCCGCCAGAUUGCCACCGGGUCCACGGGGGUGGCCUUUGUUCGGCAAUAUGUUCGACCUUGGAAAAAUGCCGCACAGGACUUUAGCUGGGCUGGCUAAACAAUAUGGUCCGGUUGUUUGGCUAAGGUUUGGCACUGUGAACUCUAUGGUGAUUCUUAAUGCCGCGGCGGCAACUGAGUUGUUCAAGAACCAUGAUCACACUUUCGCAGAAAGAACGAUCACUCAUACGAUGAAAUCACAUGAUUAUCACAAGGGCUCUCUGGCUCUUGCCCCGUAUGGGUCGUACUGGCGUGUGUUGAGGCGGGUUUGCACUGUGGAGAUGUUGGUGAGCAAGAGGCUGAAUGAGACGGAGCCGAUCAGGCAGAGGUGUAUUGGCAAUUUGAUGAAUUGGAUAGGGAAUGAAGCUUGGAGAGAGAUUGAAGUGGCGAAGUUUGUGUUCCUGGGAUCGUUUAACAUGCUUGGUAAUCUCAUGCUGUCGCGGGACUUGGUGGAUCCCCAGUCCAAGGCCGGCUCUGAGUUUUUUGAUGCGAUGAUGGGGCUAAUGGAGUGGAGUGGACAUGCAAAUAUUUCGGAUGUUUUUCCUUGUCUUAGACGGUUUGAUCUUCAAGGUUUGAGAAGAAACAUGGACCGUGACAUUGGAAAAGCAUUAGCCAUAGCUGCAGAGUUCUUCAAAGAGAGAGCCCAAGAGAAGGAACAACAAACUGGAGGAAACAGAACAACUGAUUUUUUGGAUGUUCUAAUUGAGUUUCGGGGCAAAGGAAAAGACGAACCACCCAGGCUACAGGAAAGGGACAUAAACAUAUUUAUACUGGAAAUAUUUCUAGCUGGUUCAGAGACGACGAGCAGCACGACAGAAUGGGCACUCACUGAGCUUCUAAGGAACCCUGAAAAAAUGACCAAGGUUAAAGCCGAGCUAGCAAAUGUCAUUGGAAAGGAAAGGAGAUUCGAGGAAAGUGACAUUGAUAACUUGCAAUAUUUGCAGGCAGUGGUUAAGGAAACACUGCGUCUGCAUCCUCCAAUUCCGCUUCUCGUUCCAAGGAAGGCCAUGAAAGAUACCGUCUUCAUGGGGUACCACAUUCCCAAGAACACACAAGUCUUCGUAAAUGCUUGGGCAAUAGGGAGGGAUCCGCAAUGCUGGAAUGACCCUUUGUCUUUCGAGCCCGAGAGAUUCUUGGGCUCAAAAAUUGAUUACAAAGGUCAGCAUCACGAGUUGAUCCCCUUUGGGGCAGGAAGAAGAAUGUGUGCAGGCGUUCCCUUGGCUCACAAAAUGCUGCAUCUGAUCCUGGGUUCAUUGCUUCAUGAGUUCGACUGGCAUUAUGAGUCUCCAGAGACAAUGGACAUGGAUGAUCGAAUUGGGAUCACUGUGAGAAAAUUUGUACCACUUAGAGCCGUCCCAAAGAAAGCACGGUUGUAAUAUACACGCACGUAUGUCUUAUUUGUGCUUUCCCAGUAUUUCCUAAUGGUUCCUGAUGUUCAGGGAUCUACCUCGAAAGGUCUGUUGUGACUUGUGUAUGAUUACUACCAAGAUGCAUGUUUAAUUAACAAUGUUAGUUUUUGUUUAUUACAACUUGCACCCUUUUGGGAAACUUUUUGUCUAU
Messenger RNA from Daucus carota subsp. sativus, 1864 nucleotides. RefSeq names its product cytochrome P450 76A2. The record is from RefSeq and is a predicted model, not a curated record. Lineage: Eukaryota; Viridiplantae; Streptophyta; Magnoliopsida; Apiales; Apiaceae. Gene Ontology annotation, molecular function: oxidoreductase activity, acting on paired donors, with incorporation or reduction of molecular oxygen; heme binding; iron ion binding. Bases 181 to 1680 code for a protein of 499 amino acids. The transcript is spliced from 2 exons.